Aspergillus aculeatinus CBS 121060 is the source of this 423-nucleotide messenger RNA. RefSeq lists its product as uncharacterized. The transcript has 2 exons. Bases 84 to 350 code for a protein of 88 amino acids. The record is from RefSeq and is a predicted model, not a curated record. Lineage: Eukaryota; Fungi; Ascomycota; Eurotiomycetes; Eurotiales; Aspergillaceae.
GCUUAUUAUCGUCGCAGCCUCCACUUUUACCUCUUCACCAGUUCUUCACUUCACCAUUUCCUCAAUUUCUUCCAGACAGGUGUAUGUGCAAUAUCCACAGUCCAAUUGUCAAUCAGAACUUGCGAGAAGAGCGAGAGGGAAAGAGAGAGAGAGAGAGAGAGAGAGAGAGAGAGAGAAAGAUGAUGCGAGGGAAAGAGAGAAAAAAAGUUAACUCACAUGAGUCCCUCAAACUUCCUCCUGCCCAGUCCUGCAUGAAAGAAAAUCUCGAGAUACGAAAGAGGAUCUCCCUUGUGAUUCAUACAACAUACAUACUGACUUACAAACGGUUACCUACGGAAUCCGUGAGGUAACAAUUACCAGGCUGAUCCAUGAUCUCAACGACUCAAUGAUCUCAAUGAUCUCAAUGAUCUCAAUGAUUUACAA